This is a messenger RNA of Striga asiatica, 429 nucleotides long. NCBI's taxonomy places the organism in Eukaryota, Viridiplantae, Streptophyta, Magnoliopsida, Lamiales, Orobanchaceae. The record is from the annotation of a GenBank genome assembly.
AUGGCGCCCAGAUACUUUUCCUUGAGAUGGGAGGGCACCGGCGACCAGUGGUGGUUUGCCUCCCCGAUCGAUUGGGCAGCGGCUAACGGGCACUACGAGCUGGUCCGAGAGCUCAUCCAGAUCGACGGAAAUCUCCUCUUCAAGCUGACGUCACUCGCCAGAAUCCGGCGGCUGGAGGCCGUCUGGGACGACGACGGCGGCAGCGGAGGCGGCGUCGCCAGGUGCCGGUCGAGGGUGGCGCGGAGGCUGAUGGAGGAGUGCGACGCCCUGAGGGGAAACAAUUCCCUCGUCAGGGCCGGGUUCGGCGGAUGGCUGGUGUACACGGCGGCGGCGGGUGGUGAUUUGGAGUUUGUGAGGGAGCUUCUGGGGAGGGACCCGCUGUUGGCGUUCGGUGAGGGAGAGUACGGGGCGGCGGACAAAAAACUAUGA